Rhizoctonia solani is the source of this 3699-nucleotide messenger RNA. RefSeq names its product chromosome segregation protein sudA. The transcript has 26 exons. Gene Ontology annotation, biological process: sister chromatid cohesion. Gene Ontology annotation, cellular component: cohesin complex; chromosome; nucleus. The coding region runs from base 1 to 3699 and encodes 1232 amino acids. The record is from RefSeq and is a predicted model, not a curated record. Lineage: Eukaryota; Fungi; Basidiomycota; Agaricomycetes; Cantharellales; Ceratobasidiaceae. Gene Ontology annotation, molecular function: protein binding; ATP binding; ATP hydrolysis activity.
AUGCCGCUCGUGCGCAUCGAAGUUUGCGACUUCAAAUCAUAUCGUGGCCACCAGUUAAUUGGCCCGUUCAAGAAUUUUACCUCGGUUAUAGGUCCUAAUGGCGCUGGGAAAUCGAAUUUGAUGGACGCCAUCUCCUUUGUGUUAGGCGUGAAGAGUGCUCAGUUACGAAGCAGUCAAUUGAAGGAUUUGGUCUAUCGAGGGAGACGACUUGAAAGAACCGGAGAAGAUGGUCAAGAGGCGGGGAGUGACGAUGAAGGAGAGGAUGAAGGCGAGGGGACUGCCAAAAAGGCCUGGGUUAUGGCUGUUUACCAAGAUGCGGAGGGCAAGGAAUACCAGUUUCAGCGAACUGUAUCGACUUCGGGGAGUUCGGAAUACAAACUUAAUGGCAAAGUUGUGACCUACCAGGCAUACAACUCUACUCUUGAGCAACACAACAUCCUUGUCAAAGCAAAGAACUUUCUUGUUUUUCAGGGAGAUGUUGAGGCUGUAGCAUCACAGUCCUCCAAGGAACUCUCCAGGUUGAUUGACCAAAUUAGUGGAUCCCUAGAACUCGCACCAGCAUAUGAAAAAGCAAAGGCUGCACAAGAUCGUGCUACUGAAAAUGCUGCGAACAACUUCACCAAGCGGCGUGGCAUUGCCGGAGAGAUCAAGCAGUUCAAGGAGCAAAAGGGAGAAGUCGAACGAUAUGAGGCUUUGAUACAGGAGCGGGAAGAAGCUGUUGUCCACCGCCUUUUGUGGCAGUUAUUCCAUCUGGGCAAAGACAUCGAAUCCAAUGCGCAGACCAUUCGCACAAAGAGCAAGGAAUUAAAGGGGCUCAAGAAGCAACAGGCUGCCGAUGAUGCUAAAGUUAAUAGUGCUAGGGAGGAUCAGGCCAAGGCCCGUGCUGACGCCCUCAAAGUAGAAAAAGCAUUGAAGAAGAUGGAAAAAGCACUUGAUGCCAAGGCAAGCCCAUUCCUCAUGUCCCAUAUUGUACGCAAGACAGAUAAAGCAAGAUCAAUUGGCGAAACUGUGCAGCGGGAUGCACAGAAGAAAGAAGCGGAUCUUGAGCGAAUGAAGAAAGAAUUAGCAGAUGUCCAGCAGACCUUCCAGAGAGCCCAAGAGGCUCAUAGACGGGCUUUGGAGCAGGGAUCGGCCCUGAGUGAGGAGUCAUUGGCGGAAUACCACCGAUUAAAAGCGCAAGCGGCUCGCGAAGCAGUUGAGGAACGUCAGAAACGGGAGACACUUAUUCGCGAAAACAAAGUAUUAGCUCGCAACCUUGCUUCACAAAACAGCAAACUCGAGCAGCUUACGACUCAGAGGGAUAAGCUCAAGAGCGAUGUCACUUCGGUUGGAGAGAAGCGAACAGAGGUCGACGACAAAGUCAAAAAUCUGCAGAGUGAGCUCAAGAAUGCUAAGCACGAGCUAGAAAAAGCCCAGUCCGACAGAAUUCGCAUAACCCAACUAGAAACUGAGAUAAACGAAAAACUUCAUGAUGUGCAUACAAAGCUCAUGCAGGCCGGGGUGGACCAACAAGAGUCAGCCAAGGAUGCGCGGUUGAAAGAAACGCUUGAGAAACUCCAACGAGUAUUUCCAGGGGUUAGAGGGCGGGUUAUUGACCUUUGCAAACCCAGCCAGCGUAAAUAUGAAACUGCAGUCAUAACUGUACUUGGACGCAACAUCGAUGCGAUAGUCGUUGACCAUGAAAAGACUGCUAUCGAUUGUAUCGAGUAUAUGCGACAACAACGCGUGGGCCAGGCCACAUUUAUCCCUCUGGAGAGCAUCCAAACCAAACCUGUCAACGAUAAAUAUCGGAGCUUUGCUCGUGGUGCGCGCCUUGCAAUCGAUGUGAUACAAUACGAGCCUGUGGUUGAGCGAGCAAUGUUCCAUGCAUGUGGCAACGCGCUGGUUUGCGACACCAUGGAAGUAGCACGGUACGUUUGUUAUGAGAAAGGGCAAGAAGUUAAGGCUGUAACGCUCGAUGGUACGGUCAUACACAAGACGGGUUUGAUCACUGGUGGUCGUGGCCAUGGAACUACCCGCAAGUGGGAAGAGAAGGAAAUUCAAGCAUUGAACAAGCAAAAGGAUAGCCUCCAUGCACAACUCCGCGAACUUGGUCAAUCAAAACCUCGUGGCAAGGUUGAUGAAGGUCUGGCAGCUGAAAUCAACAGAAUUGAGUCACAACUACAGCUUGCUAAAGACGAUCAAAGCGCACUUAAGUCCCGGCUAACCGGACUCAAAGACGAACUGAAACACGUAGAAUCUGAGCUUCGCAAGCUUAAUCCCGAAGUCGAACAAGCUACGGUUGCACACAAUUCAGCAAAUGAGCAGAUAGAAGAGCUGUCUGAUGCUAUCAACCAAGCUGAGGAUGAAGUGUUUGCAGCAUUCUGUCAGGAAGUCGGGGUAUCCAAUAUUCGAGAAUAUGAAGAACAACAGCUAAAGGCUCAGACAGAAGAGCUUGAAACCAAGAUGCGUUUUGAAUCCCAAAUUGCUCGCCUCAGCCACCAAAUCGCAUUCGAAGAGGAUCAAUUAAAAAGUAUCAACGCACGCUUGCAGACCCUGGAGCAAACCGUUGCGAAUGAAACUGCAAGCCUUGAGAAGCUUACCAGCGAUAAGGACCGUCUCGCCGAGCAAAUUGACGAGCUUCAGCAGGAGUUGGACGAACACCGGGAAGAAGCAACUCGCCUGAACGAACUACUUGCCGAGGCAACCAAGGUUCUCGAUGGUCACAAACGUACUGCCAUGCAAUCCGCCAAAGAGGUCGAUAAAUCUCUCAAGGAGAUCGCGGCUUGUAAUGAUAGUAUUGAAAAAGCUGCUGCAGAGCGGCUCACAAUCUACCGUCGUUGUGUUCUCGAGGAGAUUAAUCUACCACUGGAAUCAGGAUCACUGAAGAGUAUCCCACUAGAACCGGGUCAGCCAACGGAUGGCAUGGACUUGGACGAUGAAGAUGAAACACAAAGAGCCCGUGAGGUUCAGGAUUAUGGCAUUGAAGUUGAUUUCGACGGACUCACUGACGAUGAGCGAGCAAAUGGAUCGGCUGAGAUUGGAGCAGAAUUGGAUGCCGAAAUCACCCGCUUAGCUGGAGAAAUCGAACGAAUGGCCCCAAAUAUGAAGGCGAUGGAGCGUCUGGACGACGUCGAAGCCAAACUCGCUGAAACCGAGAAGGAGGCCGAGAAGGCCAGAAAGGAGUCCAAACAGGCCCGAGACGAAUUCAAUGAAAUCAAGAAGCGACGAUGCGACCUCUUCAACAAAGCAUAUAACCAUAUUGCCGAGAGGAUUGACCAGGUCUAUAAGGAUCUUACCAAAGGAAAGGCUGCUCCCAUGGGUGGUGUAGCUUACCUGAGUUUGGAAGACAGCGAAGAGCCAUACAAUAGUGGUAUCAAAUAUCACGCAAUGCCUCCGAUGAAGCGUUUCCGCGACAUGGAACAACUAUCUGGUGGAGAAAAGACAGUAGCAGCUUUAGCCUUGUUGUUUGCGAUCCACAGCUUCCAACCUUCGCCCUUUUUUGUGCUCGAUGAAGUGGACGCGGCGCUGGACAAUACAAACGUUGCCAAAGUUGCCAAUUACAUUUGCCAACACUCAUCGGAGGCCUUCCAGUUUAUCGUCAUCAGUUUGAAAGGUUCGCUGUAUGAGAAGGGUAAUUCGUUGGUCGGAAUCUAUCGCGAUCAAGAUGUGAAUAGUUCUCGUACACUGACCCUUGAUCUGACCCAAUACACGGACUGA